Molecule: messenger RNA, 4094 nt
Organism: Acanthochromis polyacanthus (spiny chromis)
Lineage: Eukaryota; Metazoa; Chordata; Actinopteri; Pomacentridae
Gene: crybb1l2
Product: crystallin, beta B1, like 2
Exons: 7
Coding region: 2841-3503 (220 amino acids)
Biological process (GO): visual perception; lens development in camera-type eye
Molecular function (GO): structural constituent of eye lens
Source: RefSeq, a predicted model, not a curated record
UCCACUGAUAACCGCUGUGCCAAGUCUAUGUCUUGUUCUAUACCACACAGUUACUGCUGCAACUGCGAUUUCAUUGAUUUUCAGUUGGUCACUGAUCUUGUUUCCUUUUCCAUCUUUGUAAAAUCUCAAUCAAAAUCUUCGUACAAUUCUUUUCCAUGUGGAGCCGUGAUGCAGACAUACCCAACCAGUAAGUUCAAAAGUGAAAAAGUUCUGGUAUUAAUGGGAAAUUUUAUAACUAUGUUUAUGCAGCUAGUUUCUACUUUGGGGAAUGUAUUUUCAUUAUAGUAUGCCUAAAGUGUCUGUUUUCUGUAUCUAUAAGACAUCUGCUUGUCUACUUGCUAUUGAGAGAUGAUUCAAUUUUGUAUCAUGCACCUCAGAUAUUUCAGAACUUCCUUGCUACUGCUUUACCUCCGGGCCUCUUAGAUCCUCAGAAAAUUUGCUUUUGACAGCUCCACAGUUGAGACUCAUGGCAGGGGCAGCUCCAAAGGUUUGGAAUAGCCUCCCUCUUUCAGUCAAAUGUUCCACAUGUAAAGACAAAUCUCAAGACGUGCAUGUUUUCUCAGGGCUUUGCUUGCUCUUUGCGGUAUUUAUAUUUUAGUAAUAGAUGUUUAGGCUGCACAGUGACUUGAUGGUUAGCACUUUGGCCUUGCAGCUAGAAGAUUUCUGGUUCACGUCCCUGCCUUUCUGGGAUCUUUCUGCUUGGAGUUUUGAUGUUCUCCCUGUGCAUACGUGGGCUUUCUGCGGGUACUCUGGCUUCUUCUCACAGUCCAAAAGGAGAAAUUAUGCUCAGGUGUGAAUGCGAGCGUGGUCGUUUGUCUCUAUAUGUAGCCCUGUGAUAGACUGGCGACCUGACAGGCUCCAGUCUCCCUGCGACCCUAAAAGGAUUAAGCAGUAUAAAUAAUGCAUGGAUGGAUUUUUAUUUUACUUAGAAAUGGAUCUUAGGAAUUGUUAUUCCUUCUUUCGAUUCUGUCUGAUAUUCCAUUAUUUAAAAAAACAAAUGUAUUUCAUUCUGCAAUAAAAUAAAUUUGAAUUGACAGAUACACAAACACAGAGGGCUUCUUGUUAAAACACUCAUAGAUGUGAAGUUUUGUUCCUAUCUUGCAUCAAGCUGUGAAAAUCUUUUAUCCUAUCCAUUAGUUACAGAUUCCCUUGUGCAAAUAUUACAUAAAUGUAAAAUGCUCUUCUUUUCUUCUGGAAAGCGUUAGAUCAGUUUGGAAACCCCCAAAAGUUAAAUAAUGAAUAAAAUCCCAGCGUUCAUGAAUUUAGAGUGUUUUAAAGAAGUUACUGUUCAAAACAGCCAAAGAUAUUAUUUCUUCGUCUCAUUUUUAGCGUUGCACGUUGAUGUUUUGUACUUCGUCCAUCUGUUUUCAUGUUAUAUUAUGGAUUGUCAUGGCAACUAACUUUUACUGCUAUUUUGGACCUGAGAGAAAAAGUAUCCUAAGAGACUUACUGGUGAAGCUAAUGGUAAAUGAAAGGAAAUUGUUAGAAUUAUUAGAGCGAAUAAAUAUCAAUGAAAAAAGAAUUUAAGUUAAAACCCGUUGUCUGUGCUGUGUUUUUUGAUAGAAAAGAGCCCCAUAAGAAGAAGCCUUUAAACACCUUGAACGUCCUCAGGGAUGAUAGACAUUGACUAGGGACAGUAACUGAAUCCAUUUGUGACUGAAGGACCUCAGUGUGUCCUCCAGUCACGGUUUGGGAAUGAACAUCAAGGAGAGUUAGAGGCAAAAAUAAGAGAUGUGGCUCCUCAUGGAAGUCACCGUCUCUCACUAUUUCCUGAUUUGCCUGUUUCUCUUCAUUAAAGUGACACUCUUAGUAGCUGAGAAUGUCUAACAGCUACUAAAAGUGAAGUGUGUGAUUCACGCCUUCCUUCACUGACCUUCUGCUGAUGCUCACUCGUGCACAAGGAAAUUAAAAACUGCACAAUUAACGAGGCCAACCAUUGAAUCCGAUAUAUAAAUGGUCUCGGUGCUCAGCUGCAGCUCCGUUUCCCCCCGAUGUCCUUGUCCUAAGCCUUGAUGUCACAAACACAUGACCUCGCCUGAGUGCUUGGAGCUUAAUCCAUUUGCUCGCUCCUUCGUGUCCACUUUGGAAUAAACAUCUUUUGCAGCCACAAUAUUUUACUCACCCACGCCAGAAAAAAAAAAGGUUGAGGGCUUUAAUUUAAUAGCUUUCUCCUCCUGUGAUGAAGCGAGAUACUCACAUUACUGUCCGCACACACUCUGAACUUCUUUGCUCACCCAGAGGUCCAAGUAGAGCAAGGUUAUUGCUUCUUACAGCUUAUUGCUUUCCCUGUUAUUGUUUCUCCCAGCGCCUCUUUAUUACAGCACCGAAGGGAACACGAGUGAAUAAUUUUGUGACAGGUUCUUAAAUGUGAACCUGGUCAGCCUGGCUGCUACUGUGUAGUUAACAUCUCGCUUUAAAGUCUCCAGUUCUCCCAUUAUUUCACACUCCUGGUUCAUGGAUUUCAUUUAGUUUUUGAUUAAUUCAUCCCAUGCACAUUCAUGUUCAUUCUGUCAUAUUUUCUUCCACAUAUUCUUCUCUUCUUUCAGCCACAUCCUCUGUCUCUCUUUCUGCCCGCCGCUCUCUCUCUCUUUGAUGAUGGGGGUAUUUCUAUUCUGUGGGGGCUGUGAGCUCAGCGAGUUUGUUUCUGUGUCUAUAAUCCCUCUCUCUGAGCGCCAGCAUAUAAAAGCCACAAGGGGCCUGGCGCACUCUCACACAGACCACCAGUCUCAGCCCCGAGUCUGCUCCUUUUACGCACACACUGCCACAGUAGAAGCAAGUGUAACGCAUUUGGAAGACAAGUGUGGUGAAGCUUGAAUUGAAUGCAGAUUUGUUAAGUCAUCAUGUCUGCUGGAGGAGAGAAAUCCAAGUCUGCUUCCCAGACUGAUGGGAAGGCAGCUCAGAACAAGAUGUCUGAGAUGGGCAUGAUGUCCUACAAGAUGUGUGUGUUCGAUCAGGAGAACUUCCAGGGCCGCAUGAUCGAGAUCACCAAUGAGUGCAUGAACGUGUGCGACAUGGGGAUGGACAAGGUGCGCUCCCUGCGUGUCGACUGUGGGCCCUUCGUGGGUUUUGAGCAGAUGAACUUCUGUGGUGAGAUGUUCAUCCUGGAGAAGGGCGAGUAUCCCCGCUGGGACUCUUGGAGCAACUGCCAGAAGAACGACUACCUGCUGUCCUUCAGGCCUGUGCGCAUGGAUCCUGAGAAGCAUAAGAUCUGCCUGUUUGAGGUUGGCGAGUUCAAGGGACGCAAGAUGGAGAUCAUGGACGACGACGUUCCCAGCCUGUUCUCUUAUGGUUUCACCGACAGGGUGGGCAGCAUCAUGGUCAGCUGUGGAACUUGGGUGGGUUACCAGUUCCCCGGAUAUCGUGGAAGCCAGUUCCUGCUGGAGAAGGGCGAGUUCAGGCAUUUCAACGAGUUUGGCGCCCGCUGCCCCCAGAUGCAGUCCAUCAGGCGCAUCCGUGACAUGCAGUGGCACCCACAUGGCUGCUACACCAUGAGCUCCAAGUGAAACCCGGCGAGGGUGAGGAAGAGAGGGACUGGAGGAGAGGCGGAGGCCGAGGGUGGGCGAAGAGAUGGAGGAGGGAGGGCAAAGAAGGAGAGGAAGAGGGUUUAAUAUUCCCCUCCUCUUUCCCAAAACCUCUUGGUGGCUUGAGUGCAGGAUGGAGGGAGUGCAGAAGGCUAUUUAUAGACUAGUGUCCAAUGAGAAGUUGUGCAAAGUUUGAGGAGGAUAAUAGCCUCCGAGACCGCACCUGAUCAUAAACGCUCUCUCUCCAUUUUUGUUCUUCCUCCCUCUCUCAUAGUCUCCAUUCGUCAGCUACCGGCGCUAACUUUCCUCUCUCUCCUCCCCUCCCUCCCUCUCUCCCCCUCACAUGCUUCUCCCCCACACCUCACCAACGUCAGCCCUCACUCAGCCCAUUAGAGCCUGACUGAAGGAGGGGAGGAUGGGGGCGUACCGGUGUGGAUUUUUUGUUUGUUUGUGUGAUGGGGGAACUGAGACAGAAAGGAAAAACCGCAGCAAGACAAACAGUGGUGGAUUCUCUGUGCUCAGAUCCUGCAGCCUCAUCAAUCUUAAACCCCAAUAAAAGCAUCUCGCAUCCGA